This is a messenger RNA of Amyelois transitella, 2351 nucleotides long. RefSeq lists its product as uncharacterized. NCBI's taxonomy places the organism in Eukaryota, Metazoa, Arthropoda, Insecta, Lepidoptera, Pyralidae. The record is from RefSeq and is a predicted model, not a curated record. Bases 528 to 1403 code for a protein of 291 amino acids. The transcript is spliced from 7 exons.
UUGCGCGCGAUUCUCUACGCGUGCGCACGCCGCGACGCGUUCUUACCACUUUUUUUAAAAGUCGAAAACAACGAAACAUUUCUCGUUCUCGGUUGCCAGUGUUUGUUUCGAAAUUUCGUAUUUAAAUUUCGAACUAGUAGAAUCAGUGACAGUUUUUGUGACGUUAUUGCUUUGCAAUUUCAAGUGGCAUAGACAAGUGCACACUAUUGUUUGCUUUGUUGACUUGCGCCAGCUGUCAAAAUAUAAAACAGAUUAUCAAGAUUUUGAGAUUCGUCGAGGAAAAUAAACAAUAAGAUCAAACACGCACUAGUGACCUAGAGAAUAACAACUGGCCGAGAUCCGAAAUAAAAAUAUCAAGAUCCAAUCAUUUUGAAAUUAGAACGAACGAUGACAGAUUAGACCAAACUGACUGGCGUAAAAGUUUUCAAAUUAAAAGUAAUAAAUUAAAAAAAAAUAAUGUCAAGGACUGUGGCGCGAAACUGAUUGGUCUUUGAAAAUGUGCGUGAGUGUUACGUGAAUGUUUUAAAAUGGCACAUAAAGUGAAAAAUAAUCAUUACGUGGCUACACAUCGUUCAGGAGUGGACUCGCCUUCGUCUGGAGCAUACCUUCAUAGAGCCUCGUCUAGGGACGAAAAUGACAGUCACAGGGCUCCGUCGGAAAGGACUUUAUCAGAAUAUACGACAAUGGACGAGCGGACCCGGUCGCCAUCCGGCGGCGAGCACAGAAACGGCGACCGUACCGUCGACCGGGCCGACCACCGCACCGACCGGAACGGCAGACGUCACCCCAACGGCUCGCCGAGAGACUCCGGUUCGGAGGUCUACGUCACCAGCGCCGCUUACCGGCCUCCUUCAGAAAUUAGCCGACAGUCGCGGGCGCCCCGCAGUGUCUACUCCUACCGAAGUGCGGUGGCUCCGUCCGUCGCCUCCACUCACAGAUCCAAAGUUUCCAGAAAAGCCGGGGUGAAAGUGGACGCAAUGGCCGCGCCGAACCCGUUCUGCCCCAACGUGAAAGGCAUGUGCUGCCUCAUGCUGCUCUUGAACCUUGGCCUCAUCCUCGUCACGCUGGGUUUCGUUAUCGUACUACAGUUUUUCGAGCCAUUAUUCGUCUGGAUAUUGGGUAUAGUCUUCCUCAUCUUUGGAUUCAUCACGCUUCUUGGCUCGCUGAUAUACUGCGUGGUACUCUGCCGUGAGAACCCCUACCCACGUUACCCCGACGAUUUCUAUUGGACCCACCACUGGUCCAAGACCAUUGGGCCUUCGGAGAUCCAUUACAGCACCAGUGAGAAACCUUACCGCCAAAAUGGUCAUAGUGAUAGGUACAAUAAGUACAACGGGAAAUACUCUGAUAGAGAAAGUGCUAAAGGCUACUCUGACAGGGAAAGCAAAUUGAGUAGGUACUGAGUUAACGUUAGUUUUAUCGGAAUUUGUAUUUAGAACGUGACGUUCAACUUUUAAAUGAUUUUACUUAUGGGAUUUGUAUUUAGAACGCGAUGUUCCAUUUUUAAUUGUUUGGUGCUCUUGUACCCGACAUAAUUUUGACUAUGGUCUACGAAUUUUACCACAGAUUUUUUUGGAAUAAAGAAUCUAUGAAUUUAACACUCUUCAGUUAAUUAAAAUUGCAAAAACUCAACUUACUGAAAGGAUUUUUAUUGUAUAAAAUCGAGAUUUUGCAAUUAGAAAAUGAUUUAUCUCGAGUCUUGUUUAGAUAAAGAUGGAUCUUUCUACAUCUGAUUUUUGUAUUAAGAUAGUUAAAGUCAAAAACUAUUGACAGAAUGUUAUUAUGAAUUUCAUACGGUUUUGUGAAAAGAUAAAGAGGAUAUAACAAUAUAAUGUGUACGCAAGCGAAACUAUUUGGGCUUGUAGUACGAUAAAUAUAUAAAAAUAUACUUACAGAAUAUAUCAAUAAAAAAAUCUUUAAAUGCUUUACUAAUUCACAUAAAACUUUAUAAAUGAAAAUAUUAAGAACAUUAUUGAUCUUCGAAGUUUUGGUACUUAAUUUGUAGAUACUAUUAAGCGAUAAUUUAGGGUAAUUAUUAACCUUGUAAUGUAAAUAAUCCUUAUAAUUUUUAUUACAAAUAUAUAUAAAACACACUCUUUAAAUUGAAUGCCAUACUAAUAAUAUUAUUAUUGAAGAGUGUUUAGUUAUUUUAACUUAAAUAUUGUCGAGGAUACCAUAAUAUUUUGGCGAUUCCUAGAUUUAAUUAUUAUAUUAAUAAAACUGAAGAAUGUUAGAAUAUUAUACAUACAUAUUUAUACGAUUAUACAAACUGGUUUGGUUUGAAAUUCUUGUAGGCAUCUACGAGGCAAUUGUGAAAAAAAUCUUAUUUACAAUUAAAUAAAAUUAACAUA